Messenger RNA from Prunus armeniaca (apricot), 339 nucleotides. The record is from the annotation of a GenBank genome assembly. Lineage: Eukaryota; Viridiplantae; Streptophyta; Magnoliopsida; Rosales; Rosaceae.
AUGAUGUACAGAAGUGCUGCCCUUUGGCUCGGCAAUAUGGAACCUCUCAACAACUCCCGUUCCUUUAUGAGGUCGGGAUUUGGGGGCUCAACAUCCUCCUUUCCCGCGGCUGUGCAAUGGGAGCUUCCACUCUUGCAUGGUGGAUGUCAUUUGACAGUAGCCGGACGUGCUAGUGGAUGGUGGGGAUCCAAUCUUAGAGUUGCGGAUGCAAUAAGCUUGGAUUCACCAUUGUGUUUGACUUUACAGCACCAGCCUCCGAACACUUUGAAUUUAGAGGACAAAACUUCAAUGAAGGUGAUAUCGUGCGACAUGAUGGCUAGAUAUUGGAAGAAUGCUUGA